CGGCGGGAGGCACAGCGCGGCCCCCGCAUCCAGGCCCUGCCGCCCCGCCCGGCGCCCGCAUGGCCCUGAGAGGCGUCUCCGCGCGGCUGCGCCCGGGCCUGCGCGGCCUGCGCACGUGGGGAGCGGCGGCGGCGCGCAGCGGUCAGCGGCCCGGGUGGGCUCAGCCGCCGCUCCCCGCCGCAGCCUCGCGCCCCGAGUUUGACUGGCGGGACCCGCUGGUGCUGGAGGAGCAGCUGAGCUCGGACGAGAUCCUCAUCAGGGACACCUUCCGCGAGUACUGCCAGGGGCGCCUCAUGCCCCGCAUCCUGCUGGCCAAUCGCAACGAAGUUUUUCAGCGGGAGAUCAUCUCGGAGAUGGGGGAGCUGGGCGUGCUGGGCCCCACCAUCAAAGGGUAUGGCUGUGCUGGGGUCUCAUCUGUGGCCUAUGGGCUCCUGGCCCGAGAGCUGGAGCGGGUGGACAGCGGCUACAGGUCGGCAAUGAGCGUCCAGUCCUCACUGGUCAUGCACCCCAUCUAUGCCUACGGCAGCGAGGAGCAGCGGCAGAAGUAUCUGCCCCGCCUGGCCAAGGGGGAGCUCCUGGGCUGCUUCGGGCUCACAGAACCUAAUCACGGGAGUGACCCUGGCGGCAUGGAGACCAGAGCUCGCUACAAUCCGUCCAGCAAGAGCUACACCCUCGAUGGGACCAAGACCUGGAUCACCAACUCGCCUGUGGCCGACCUGUUUGUCGUGUGGGCCCGUUGUGAAGACGGCCGUGUCCGGGGCUUCCUGCUGGAGAAGGGGAUGCGGGGCCUCUCAGCCCCCAAGAUCGAGGGCAAGUUCUCCCUGCGGGCCUCAGCCACUGGUUUGAUCGUCAUGGACGGUGUGGAGGUGCCGGAGGAGAACAUGCUGCCCGAGGUCUCCGGCCUGGUGGGCCCCUUUGGCUGCCUAAACAACGCCCGGUACGGCAUCACGUGGGGUGUGCUUGGAGCUGCCGAGUUCUGCUUGCACACGGCCCGGCAGUACACCCUGGACAGGAUCCAGUUUGGCGCCCCCCUGGCCAGGAACCAACUGAUCCAGAAGAAGCUGGCGGACAUGCUCACCGAGAUCACCCUGGGCCUUCAUGCCUGCCUGCAGCUCGGCCGCUUGAAGGAUCAGGACAAGGCCACCCCGGAAAUGGUCUCCCUGCUGAAGAGAAACAACUGUGGGAAGGCCCUGGACAUCGCCCGCCAGGCCCGUGACAUGCUGGGGGGGAACGGGGUCUCUGAUGAGUACCAUGUGAUCCGGCACAUGCUGAACCUGGAGGCCGUCAACACCUAUGAAGGGACCCAUGACAUUCACGCUUUGAUCCUGGGGAGAGCGAUCACGGGAAUUCAGGCGUUCACAGCCGCCAAGUGAACACACUGCACCGGGGGCCUGCGCGCCUCCGAAGCCCCUUCCCAGAGGGACGCCGGGACGGACUUCCAGAACGUUCUGUGACCACAGUCAGGGAGGUGGGGGAGGGCCCGGAACUCUCAAGAGGAGGCAAUUUAUAUGAUGGGGAGUGAGGGACCCUGACUUUUAAAUAUUAAACAUUAAAAUUUCCCUUUUUAAGUCACUCAGAUUUACUUCUCCUUAAGAGAAGAUUGAAUCUUCUACAGAGUUCCACAAUCCGUUUUCAACCGAGGAUGAUAAUGGACUCCAUCUGCCUUGGAGAAGGGAGAGGGAAGGGCGUGACAUUUGAAGCAACUUGUAUGACAGUGACGGGGUGUAGAGCCCCUCACACCAGAAGCUCACUCUGUGCCCUCUGACCCCAGCCUGUGAGGAUGUCGCUUUGUGCUGGCCUUUGGAGCACAGUGAGGGUGAGGAUAAGCGAGUCUGGGAGUCUGGGCCCACAGUGUUGGCCACAUUUAGCUGUAACCGCCCAAGAACCGAGCAUGUCUGGGGGCCGUGAGUCAUGGGGCUGUGUGGGAUGAGCGCCCAUCUCUGCCCCUGGAGAGGUCUGGCCUGUGUCCCUCCGAGCCUUGGGCUCCUCCGUGAUAAGGAAGCCCAGGCCAGGCAGUGCCAGGCCCCAGGGGUUGAAUUGGGCUUGGGGCUUAGGGCCAUGGGGCCGAUGGGACACUCUCUGACUGGAGGCGUGCAAGGGACUUGGUGCUUUCCAUCAGCAGAGCUGACCACAUGCUUGGUGAGCAGUAACGGCUGACCGGUGGCCUCAGUGCAGACACACCACAUGACAGGGGAGCCCGAAUGAGACUCGGGGGCUUUCGUUGACUGCCACCCCUGUGGGGUUUGGUUUCUGCCCACAGCCAACCCUCAGCUUCACCGCCCCAGCGCCCCUUCCCCAAGGCCCCCACUCCCGCACCUCAUGCUGGACACACAGGUCUUUGUACACCGUCUCCACGCUGUGGCAGACCUGCUUGAGCUCUGUUUCCAGAUGGGUGAUCUUGCCCAUUUUCUGGGUGAACUCUUGGAGCUUCUCCUGAAUGAUCUGGUUGUGGUGAUUGUAAAGCUGGUACAUCCUCUCCUCUAACUUCUCUGCCAGAUCUGAAACCUUUUCAAGAAUAAGACGCGUUCUUGAAAAUUGAAGCAGGAGGUGUCAGGAGACGUGCGUUCUAAGUUGCUCUCUUUGAUUUCUGCCAUUUGUCUUAUAAAGAUGGUAAAACAA
This is a messenger RNA of Choloepus didactylus (southern two-toed sloth), 2619 nucleotides long. RefSeq names its product glutaryl-CoA dehydrogenase (gene GCDH). The record is from RefSeq and is a predicted model, not a curated record. Gene Ontology annotation, molecular function: flavin adenine dinucleotide binding; fatty-acyl-CoA binding; glutaryl-CoA dehydrogenase activity. Gene Ontology annotation, cellular component: mitochondrial inner membrane. Gene Ontology annotation, biological process: fatty acid beta-oxidation using acyl-CoA dehydrogenase; fatty-acyl-CoA biosynthetic process. Lineage: Eukaryota; Metazoa; Chordata; Mammalia; Pilosa; Megalonychidae. Bases 60 to 1373 code for a protein of 437 amino acids. The transcript is spliced from 10 exons.